AUGGCACUUGCAAACUAUAUCAACUCCAAUUUUACAAGUAUAGAUGACUUGCAAUUUGUCAAUGCGAAAGUAGAUGCGUUGGGGGCCCUCAAUGAGCAAGUAAGGAAGAUCGUGGCAGACAAGUUAUCGGGUUUAGAAGGAGCUCCAUCAGGGGGAGAAACAGAACCAGAAUUGGAUAAGUCUAAGUUGAAUGACGCGGUGGAGAAAAUAAUAUCUGUUGUUCUGGUUGUAACGACGUUGGACGACUUGAAGGAGAGUUAUGACAAUGUGACUGCAUUGCUCCAUGAAUUCGGCGAUGUACCGGUAUUGAGGGAAUUGCAAAUUCAGAUCAAGAAGAAACAGGUGGCAGAAAUACAGAAGGAGUAUCUAUUGAAAUGUCAACAGAUUGAGACCAAACUAGCAAGCAACACUUCUUUGGAGGAUUUGCGCUCCCUUUCUCUGGAUGUGACUGAAUCGAAUGCACCCGAAUUGAUUUCACAAUUGGAACAUGAGAUUAGUCGAAGGAAGGAGAAGUUUGUGGAUGAAUUGCGUCAACUUGUUAAGGAAAGCAGAUGGUUGAAUAAAGCCACCGUGACGAAGGAAGCACUAUCUUUAAUAGCUGAAGUUACUGAGAAGUUGAUUCAAUUGCAAGCCAUUCGAAACACGCCAUCAUACCCUGGUACAUGGUGGGCGAUGGAAUGUCUAUUAGAACCACUAAAUACCAGAUUUCAUUAUCAUUUUGAUACCCCAAACAAAGACACUAAUAAGUUAUCAAAACCAGAAUGGGCGUUAAGCUUUGUUGAAAAUUGCUUGGAAGACAGCUUGCCUGUCAUAAACAUAAUUGUUGAGGAACCGUUCAAGAAAGUUGGUAAAGUUGGAACAUACGAGGCGAUUACGACUUUGCUUGUGCCUGUGCGUAACAAGAUGAACAAGGUGAUUCAAGUGAUCAAUACCAAUUUGAAAUCUGAAUAUGAUAACAAAGUGAGGGAGAAAUACGGUGUCUUAUUGUCACAUUUGAUAUUUGAAUUAUCCACAUUCGACCAAAGACUUCGGAACAAGUACAAGUACAACCCGUACUCAACGAUAUCGGCAACCCCGGCAAAGGAAAAGUGGACAGGAAUAACUGGUGAUAUAUUAUUAGACGAGCAUAAUCGUGCGUUUGAGAGUUGGCUAGAGUUUGAAAAGACGUUGGCGAUCAAGAGGUUCAACAACGAAAUUAUGAGUGCAAACGAUUGGAUGAAAAUUGAUUUCGAUUAUCAGCCAAACAAAAGAACUGGCAAGGAUACAACUGUUUCGAUGAAGUACUUACGGCCAACAUUUUCCGCCUAUGGACUUGUGAAACUUGUUGAAAAUUUGAAUUCUCACGUCCAAACACUUAGUAUUGUGAAAUUUCAAUUAAAAUACGUGUCCAGUAUUCAGUUGCAUUUGCUUGAUUUGUACUUGGAACAAUUGAUUCAGCAGCACAAACAAUUGACUGAUAAGAACACCAAGAGCGUGUUGACGAUGAUACCCGGUGGUAUUGACACCGACACGAAGUCUGUGAACAAACGCGAGACUGAAGUAAUUACCAGCUUGGAAAAGCUAACCGAAAUCUACUGCUCAACAAAGUUUGUUGGCGAUGGAAUCGAAAAAUGGAACGCUGAGAUUGUGUUUGUGCAGCUUUGGAAAAUGUAUCAAAGCUUUACGACACCCACUCUGGAUUUGGAAAGGGAUGAGGGGCUAUUCAGCGCAAUCUCGAACAAGUUUGAAGAACUACUUGACAGGACCUUGCAUAGUUAUUUGGGAAUCUUGCGAGUUGAAAUCAAACAGUUGUUGAAACCCUAUGUCAAUACAGGUCGCUGGGAUUCGGAUUUGGAUGCACAAGAAUCUGAUAUUGUUCCAUCACCUAAUUUAGCACCACUUAUAAACACAUUACCAACUUAUCUUGAUAUUGUGGAAAAGUCAGUUUCCAGAAUCGAUUACUUUGCCGUGACAAAUAUGGCAGUUACUGUUAUUUCAGACUUGUUGUAUGAGUACGUUAUCACCAAUAACCGGUUUUCAAAAGUAGGCGUUAGACAACUAAUUCUGGACUUCAACUACUUGGUCAGCUUUCUACAUGCGACUCUUUUAUUGAACACCAGAAGACUGAGUUCUAUCACACGCUUUGAUGACUACACAUUGUCCAACGAUGGAAAUCGAAGUUAUGUAAAAGUGGUUCAGGCUAUCGAUGUGCUAGAUUCUGUUUCUUCGUCUAAGGCGGCUAUGAUCAGGACACAAAGAAAUGCAUUAGAUAAAUUGAGAUCAGAUUAUGGACAUGGCAUAGACGCUUUGAGUAACGGUGAAGUACUUGAUUUAUUGGGUCGUAUACAGCUAUGA
This is a messenger RNA of Lodderomyces theae, 2334 nucleotides long. It is a transcript of the gene TIP20, whose product is annotated as Tip20p. Gene Ontology annotation, biological process: retrograde vesicle-mediated transport, Golgi to endoplasmic reticulum; endoplasmic reticulum to Golgi vesicle-mediated transport; regulation of ER to Golgi vesicle-mediated transport. The coding region runs from base 1 to 2334 and encodes 777 amino acids. NCBI's taxonomy places the organism in Eukaryota, Fungi, Ascomycota, Pichiomycetes, Serinales, Debaryomycetaceae. Gene Ontology annotation, cellular component: Dsl1/NZR complex. The record is from RefSeq and is a predicted model, not a curated record. The transcript has a single exon.